AUGGAUCGCAAGGACUACUACACUUCGAAGGGCGAUGUUGUCGACGUCGACGAGAAGGACUCCAUCCCCUAUGAGCCUGAGCGACAGCCCACCCACAUGACAAAGGACGAGACCAUCGCAAAGGUCCUCGAGGUCCACGAAGGAGGCAACUACCACCACCACAAGCUCGGACACCAUGACCGCGACGUCGACCGCGUCCGCAACAUCGUGGACCUCAUCGAGGACGGUGAGCGCAAGUACCACAAGCUCUCAUGGUGGAGGCUAUACAUCGUCAUGCUCGUCUCGGCGGUGGCGCUCGGAACGCUGUCCAUGCCCUCCGUCUUCGCCACUCUUGGUAUCAUCGGUGGAACGAUCACCAGUGUAUCGAUGGGCUGUCUCUCCGUGUACACCUCUUACGUUGUCGGCCAGGUCAAGAUCAGAUACCCUCAAGUGCACCACUGGUCGGACGUUGGUCGCGUGCUCAUCCCUGGGAAGGGUGGAGUGUUCCUGAGUCGGUUCAUGGCCUGCGCCUACGUCUUCUUCGUCUGUCUCGCCAUCGGAUCGCACUACCUCACGGGCAAGGCCGCGUUCCGGACGAUCGUCGACGACCAGGCCAUCUGUGGUGUCGUCUGGAGUGUGGUGACCCUCGUCGUCAUGUUCGUCUUCUCGCUUCCGCCGUCAUUCAACGAGAUCUCGUGGCUCGGCUACGUCGACUUUGCGUCCAUCAUGUCCGCCGUGUUCUGCACGCUCAUUUCGACCGGCAUUAGCGCGCACAAGAAGGACUGGAACACGGGAUGGAAGGCGACUGCCCUGCCCGGUACGACGUUCGAGCGCGGUCUUGUCUCGGCCUCGAACGCCAUUUUCGCCUACGCCUUCAAUGUCGGCCAGUUCUCCUUCAUGGAGGAGAUGGCCAACAUCGAGGACUACCCCAAGUCUAUUUACGCCCUCGGCAUCACCAUGAUUUGCAUUCACACCUCCGUCGGCGCUCUUGGAUACGUUUUCGUCGGACCUGGCAUUAAGAGCCCCGCCCUGCUCUCCGCUGGCCACACCAUGGCGCGCAUUGCUUUCGGCCUCGCUCUCCCCGUCAUCUUCAUCUCCGGCGCCGUGCUCUGCGUUAUGAACGGUCGCUUCAUCAUGGACAAGAUGUACCCGAACAGCGUUGUUCGCUAUGUCAACACUGCGCGCGGUUGGGCCAUUUGGAUCGCCAUCAUCGCCGCCCUCUCGCUCUUCUCGUGGCUCGUCUCCGAGGUCAUCCCGGGCUUCAACGCGCUGCUUGGUCUCGUCGGAGCGCUCUUCAACACCGCCACGACUGUCUAUGGCCCGAGUGUGAUGUGGUUCGUGCUCGUCCGCAAGGGACCGUGCUUCGGCACUAGGAGGAACACCAUCCUGACUCUGGUGAACGGCUUCAUUAUUGCCAUUGGCCUCUUCGUCCUCGUCGCGGGAACGUACGCUUCGAUCAAGGACAUCGUAGACUACUACAACCAGGUGGACGUCGGCAAGCCUUUUUCGUGCAAGGCGUAG
This is a messenger RNA of Trichosporon asahii var. asahii CBS 2479, 1500 nucleotides long. Its product is annotated as N amino acid transport system protein. The record is from RefSeq and is a predicted model, not a curated record. Lineage: Eukaryota; Fungi; Basidiomycota; Tremellomycetes; Trichosporonales; Trichosporonaceae. Gene Ontology annotation, cellular component: vacuolar membrane. Gene Ontology annotation, biological process: amino acid transmembrane transport. The coding region runs from base 1 to 1500 and encodes 499 amino acids. The transcript is spliced from 2 exons. Gene Ontology annotation, molecular function: amino acid transmembrane transporter activity.